UUUUUUUUUUUUUCCUUUAUAUAUACAUACAUAUAUAUAUAACACGUCUUAAAUUCUUCUUUUUAUCUCUCUUUUGCUCUUUUUUUUUUCUUUUAAACAUAUACAUAUACAUAUAUAGAUAAAUAGAUAUAUUAUAGAUAUAUUUAUAUCUAUAUAAUGUUACCUAAUCCAACCAUUAAUAAACGUUUCAAUCAACAUCAUGCUAGAAAUAAAAAUAAUAAAAAUAACAAUAAUAAUGAUUUGAAAUCACUUCGUAAUCAAUUCAAGAAAGCUAUAUUACCUUUAAAAGAAUUAUUUCCUGAAUGGAGUCAAGAUGAUUUAUUAUUUGUUAUGGAUGAAUGUCAAGGUGACUUGGACUUAGCUAUUACUCGAAUUACAGAAGGCUAUGCAAAUCAAUGGGGACAAGUUAAAUCAAAGAAACCAAAACCUCAAUCACAACCACAACCACCUAAUAAAAAGAUGAAUAAUAACAAAGAAAAAGGUAAAAUAAACGAGUAGACGAUAUAAUAAAAGUAAUUUAACCCUUUCUUGUCAAAGAUUCUUCGAAUACUCGUUA
Molecule: messenger RNA, 556 nt
Organism: Cokeromyces recurvatus
Lineage: Eukaryota; Fungi; Mucoromycota; Mucoromycetes; Mucorales; Mucoraceae
Exons: 2
Coding region: 157-498 (113 amino acids)
Cellular component (GO): cytoplasm; nucleus
Molecular function (GO): ubiquitin binding
Source: RefSeq, a predicted model, not a curated record